AUGGGGGCAGCAGCGGGCGGCCGUGCAGAGGGGGAAGGGGAGGCCGCACAGAAGGCAGAUGGAUGGGAAGCAAGCAACUGGGUAGGUGAGGGCGAGGGAGGAGAAAGGGAGGAGAGAAGCGGCAAGGGAAGGGGCAAGGAGGAGAGGAUUGGGGAGGAGAGGUGGAGGGAGCGGAGGAGUAUGGAGGGGAGGAGAAGGGAGGGGAAGAGAAGGGAGGAGAGGAGCAAGGAGGGAAAAAGCAGGGCUGGGAGGAGAAGAGAGGGCAAGAAGGCAGCUCGUGAUGCUGUGAGUGACGCUGUGAGUGACGCUGUGAGUGGUGCUGUGAGUGAUGCUGUGAGUGAUGCUGUGAGUGAUGCUGUGAGUGAUGCUGUGAGUGAUGCUGUGAGUGAUGCUGUGAGUGACGCUGUGAGUGAUGUUGUGAGUGGUGCUGUGAGUGGUGCUGUGAGUGGUGCUGUGAGUGGUGCUGUGAGUGAUGCUGUGAGUGAUGUUGUGAGUGAUGCUGUGAGUGAUGCUGUGAGUGAUGUUGUGAGUGAUGCUGUGAGUGAUGCUGUGAGUGAUGCUGUGAGUGAUACUGUGAGUGAUGCUGUGAGUGAUGCUGUGAGUGAUGCUUUGAGUGAUGCUGUGAGUGAUGCUGUGAGUGAUGCUAUGAGUGAUGCUGUGAGUGAUGCUGUGAGUGAUGUUGUGAGUGAUGCUGUGAGUGAUGCUUACCCUCUCCGUUCCCUCCUUCCUCGUCCACAUGCGUCCCCCACCGCUCUCAUGGGUGCAGGGGAGGAGUUCUUUCCUUUCCCCUCCAUAGAUUGCGAUGAUGCACCGUGUGCUGGCAAGGGCUGA
Molecule: messenger RNA, 831 nt
Organism: Closterium sp. NIES-65
Lineage: Eukaryota; Viridiplantae; Streptophyta; Zygnematophyceae; Desmidiales; Closteriaceae
Source: the annotation of a GenBank genome assembly